Molecule: messenger RNA, 3203 nt
Organism: Orcinus orca (killer whale)
Lineage: Eukaryota; Metazoa; Chordata; Mammalia; Artiodactyla; Delphinidae
Gene: VTCN1
Product: V-set domain containing T cell activation inhibitor 1
Source: RefSeq, a predicted model, not a curated record
UCUUGUAAUUACCUAUAAUGAAAAAGAAUAUAUAUGUGUAACUUAAUCACUUUGCUGUACACCAGAAAUUAACAACAUUGUAAAUCAGCUAUACUUAAAUUUUUAAAAAAAGCCUAGAGAGAAAAAAUAUUUAAAGAAAUAAAAACAAAGACAGACCUUCCCACUAUUAAAUUACCCUCUCCUCUUCUGUCUUCUCCCCACCACCCGGUUCUCUCUUCCUUUCCCAGCUGUGCUCCAUGCUUAUUCCAGCAGCUGGUGCACCAACACUGGAGUCAUUCAGCUGAAGUCCUGGGGCAUCUUUACCCUGAAAUAAACACAGUAGCCAGCUAGUAGCUGGUGAAUCAUCCAGUCAGUGUAUGUUUCCCAUCCAGGGUGCCCCUUCGGGGGAUGGAGGAGACAAUACAGAGAGAGAGAGGCUUUAUGCCUUAGACUUCCUGUCUUGUUGGAAAUCUGAGUGCUGGAUGAAAUGUCAGAGACCAGUUUUUCUAACCCACUCACCCAACAGCAAUAGCUUCUAUGUAGUGCACGUUCUGUGUCAUUUUGGAGUCUCAAACUAGUUGUGAGGUGGGCAGGGCAGGACCUCUCACCCUUUAACUGAAAUGAAACCAGUGGAGAUCUGCCCACCCAGCCGGGCAGUCUCAGGGGCCCGAGGUGAGCUCAGUCUUGAGUGACAGACUCAGUACUCUUGUCAUCUUGGCUCACAGCCUUCUGAGGUCCCUCAGCACGAGUGUCCUCCACAAGAGAUCCCACCAGGGAUGACCCAGCCUCUGUCUGAGCACCAGCCACCACAGGAAGGACUCCCAGCCUCCCGACUUCCUGGCACAGACCCGCCACUUUGAGCUCUUCCAGUCCUUGCUUAGGUGGAGAUGAACUCUCCCUCCCUAGCUCUCCCUUCCUCAGUCAGAAUUGACGUGUGUGAAUAUGAGCCCUGAAGCAGGGGGGCCUGGGAAGCUUUUCUUUCCCACCCUCUCACCGGGUCAAGGCUUGGCAAGGCGGUUCCGCGUGCCUGGCCUCCCUGGCUGGGACAGGCAGCCUCUGUGCCUGCAGGGACUUCAGCAGCAGGACUUCUGAGCCAUCCACAGCUGCACUGACCACUCCCGUCUGAGCCCAGUAUUUAAGGCCGGCGCACCCUGGCCAGCUGUGAGUCACGGCAACGGGAAGGCAGCGGCAGCUCCACUCACCCCAGCAUCUAGCGCCCUGCGGGAAGGGCCUGUUCCCCCCACCAUGGCUUCCCGGGGGCAGGUCAUCUUCUGGAGCAUUAUUAGCACCACCAUUAUUCUGGCUGGAGCAAUUGCACUUAUCAUCGGUUUUGGUAUUUCAGUUUGCAAAUCAAGUUCACAUCCAUUUGAUUUGAUCCUCACAAGAGCACUUUACGGAAGACACUCCAUCACAGUCACUACUCUCACCUCAGCUGGGAAUACUGGGGAGGAUGGAAUCCUGAGCUGCACUUUUGAACCCGACAUCAAACUUUCUGAUAUCAUGAUACAGUGGCUGAAGGAAGGUGUAAUGGGCUUGGCCCAUGAGUUCAAAGAAGGCAAAGAUGACCUGUAGGACCAGCAUGAAAUGUUCAGAGGUCAGACAGCAGUGUCUGCUGAUCAAGUAAUAGUUGGCAAUGCCUCUCUGAGGCUGAAAAAUGUGCAACUCACAGAUGCUGGUACCUAUAAGUGUUACAUCAUCACUUCUAAAGGCAAGGGGAAUGCUAACCUCGAGUAUAAAACUGGAGCCUUCAGCAUCCCAGAAGUGAACGUGGACUGUAACGCCACCUCAGAGAGCUUACGAUGUGAGGCUCCCUGAUGGUUUCCCCAGCCAACAGUGGUCUGGGCAUCCCAAGUUGACCAGGGAGCCAACUUCUCAGAAGUCUCCGACACCAGCUUUGAGCUGAACUCUAAGAAUGUGACCAUAAAGGUUGUAUCUGUACUCUACAAUGUCACGAUCAACAACACAUACUCCUGUAUGAUUGAAAACAACAUUGCCAAAGCCACAGGGGAUAUCAAAGUGACAGACUCUGAGAUUAAAAGGCAAAGUCACCUCCAGCUGCUGAACUCAAAGGCUUCCCUGUGUGUCUCUUCUGUUGCCAUCACCUGGGUACUCCUGCCUCUCUGCCCUUACCUGAUGCUAAAAUAAUGCACCUUGGCUACACAGAAACAUGCAGAGUCACUGGUACGACAGAUGAUGUUCAUCCUUGAAUGGUCCAGGAAAAGAUAGACCUCUCAUCUUCACUGUGUGUGAUAUCCUGCCAUCACAGGGUUUGAGGCUUCUACUUCAUAUCCUGCAUGGACAGUGACAACCUCAGCUUUCACCAGCAUCUACAGCGGUGGGACACAACCAGGUGACUUUGCACCACCUCAGGGGACACUUGGAAAUUCUGGAGACAAUUUUGUUGUCACAACUUGGAGGUGCUACUGGCAUCUAGUGGAUAGAACCCAGGGAUGCUGCUCAACAUCCUACAACAUACAGGCCAGCCACCCACAACAAAGAAUUAUCCAGCCCCAAAUGUCAAUCGUGCUGAGAAUUAAGAAACCCUCAUGUAGAGUAGAAAAGGAUCUAGAAAACAGGGGAGCAAACAAACCUGUUUGCUUCCUAAAAUUAGGCAUUAGUUUCUCUCUCUUUGGCUGCUGCCUCAGCACAGAGAGCCAGAACUCAGUUUCAGGCAACCAGGAAUUCCUGAUGGAUUAUCUUCAGCUGGUUGAGCUUCUACGUUCCUUUCCUUUCUUUCUACUCUACAAAUCAAGUCCUGUGAGAGAGCUGCCUGAGUUCCAUCACAAGUUCUCUCAGGCUGAAUUUAGAUCUCAGCACACUGCCUAGUCAAAAUUCAAAUUAAGGCAGCAAAAACAUGUAACUUCCUUGAAACAGAUUUCUGAAAGCAGGGGCAAUGAACCUUUGAAGUGAGGCCCUGAGGAAUGAAACUUUGAUGGAAAAGAAUGUUUUCUUGCCAGGCCCCUUCCCACACUUUUUGCAUGUUGACCACUGCCUCCCUGGCACUUUGGACCUACUGUGCCUGUAUUACAUUUUGUUAUAGAAAACUUCAUUUUAGAGUUCUGACCAUUCAAAAGAAUGAUUGAAUAUACAUUUCCUAUGCUGUUGUCUGCCUAGUUUGCCAAAGAACGCGAGUAUAAGGGAAAAUGGAUAAAAAGCCAUACAUCAGGUUUUAAAGAUUAGUACAUAGCACAUAACGGGCCUUCAAUAAAUGUUUGUUGAAUGAA